Nematocida major is the source of this 1380-nucleotide messenger RNA. RefSeq lists its product as uncharacterized. NCBI's taxonomy places the organism in Eukaryota, Fungi, Microsporidia. The transcript has a single exon. The coding region runs from base 1 to 1380 and encodes 459 amino acids. Gene Ontology annotation, cellular component: 90S preribosome; nucleolus. The record is from RefSeq and is a predicted model, not a curated record. Gene Ontology annotation, biological process: endonucleolytic cleavage in ITS1 to separate SSU-rRNA from 5.8S rRNA and LSU-rRNA from tricistronic rRNA transcript (SSU-rRNA, 5.8S rRNA, LSU-rRNA).
AUGGAAGGAAACGCGGAGAAUCCGUUCAACAUAAACCCAAGGCAGAAAAGAAAGUACGAGGCCAAAAAAAGAUCCGAAGAGAUCCGGGAGCUGGAAAUAAAGUACAAAGACGAGGAGAUGUCCGAGAGCACGGAAGACGAUGCGUCGUACGACGAAAGAGAAGAGGAGAACAUGGCCGUGCAAGAGCUAAUAGAGAAGAUCAGAGCAAAGGAUCCGAAAAUAUACGAAAAAAGUGCCCGAGUUUUUGAAGAGAUAGAAAGCGCGCACAAGUCGCAAAGCGAGUCCACGCAAAAGCCUUCGGCCGAGGCCCCGUACAGGCUGAAGGAGUACUACCGGGAAACCGUUCUCCAGGAAGUGUCUAAGCUGUCAGAAGAGAUGGACUCCGAAAAAACAGCGCAUGAAAGCGCAGUCUCUGCGAGUGCAGGCGAAAAGCGCAUAGAAUCCAGCGACAGCGCGCCGGCAGGCGCCCAGGACAAGGAAAGCGGCCUGCCAAAUAAAGGCCGCGCAAUCGACUCGUUCUUGCACGCAUUGAACGAAAUGGACACGGGCGACCAGCUAUUCCAUAAAAAGCAGGCGGAGGAAGAAAACGACGCGGGCGCAGAAGACUUUUUGACGGAGUAUGUUCUGAAGGGAGGAUGGCAGAAGGAGUGCGAAAAGCCCAACGAGGAAAACUUCCUGCAGGAAGACAGCGAGGAGAUUGAGCUGAUUGAAGAGUUUGACCAGGAAAUAGCGCCCACUGCAGGCGGCGCAUACUCCACCGUGAAGAAGCCGGCCCAGCGCAGAAAAAGGAAAGAGCUGAAGAAGCAGCUGAGGAACAGAGAGGAGGAAAAGCAAAGGCAGGAAGAGAUAAAAAGGCUCAAAAACCUGAAGAAGCAGCAGUUUGCAGACAGGCUGAGCAUACUGCGGAGCGUGUCUGGCGUCAGCAAGAGGAAGCUUUCCAAGAUCCGGCUGGAGGAGUGCUACGACAAAAAGGAGUUUGACAAAACACUGGACAGCAUUUUUGGAGAGUCGUAUUUUGACGAGAAAGAGACAAAACGGCCAAAAAUCAAGGGGUUUGAGAUGGAGGCCGAGGAGCUGAAGCAAAUGGAGAGGCUUGCAAACGACGGAGAGAUGCAAGCCGACCGAAACGCCCUUUCCGAGAUCCGCAAAAUCAUCUCGGAAAUCCGCGAAAUUGGAGAGGAGUAUGAAACACUUAAGAAAAGAGGCGACUUCGAGUACGUGGAAAUGCCUACGGUGAACAUAGGGCUCUCGGUGCGCGACAUUCUGCUGGCAGACGACAAGUUCCUGAAGAAAAACUACUCCAUAAAGAAGUUUGCUCCGUACCAAGAGGAGUAUGAAAAAAAGAAAAUGGAAAGGUAUCUUAAAAGAACACAUAAAUAA